GCACAGCCUGGGUCGCAGGCGACGAGAGCGAAGCAGCUCAGUAGCCGAUGCAGAGGUUUAUGACCGUGGGCAGACGAACAGUACCCCAACAACUCACUCCCUGUGUGUCCUGUGAUCUGCAGAACGAGGACACGCAAUAGAUUAGCAGACGUUCAGCUUAAGUAAAGUUAACCGUGUAGAACAUAAACAGUUUCUUGCUCUCCCCCGUGUUGCCUAACCUCAAAGUCAAUGCAGCCCCGAUUCCUUCGUCCUCAAGAGCAGCUCCGCCGGUCCUGCUGUUUCUAUUCAUGCUCUUGAGCAGAGCCAAGCCUCAGAUCAAGAAAAUUCCCUGCAAGCUGAGUUUGGAAGACAGGGAGAGCGACCUGCAGAGAGUAGUUUUCUGAAGUACUGGGGUACCCGGAUACAGUGAGGGGACACCUCCAGUUUUCGGUGGAUUUAUCCUUUCAGCAACCAUGGAUUGGUUAAUGGGGAAGUCGAAGACGAAGCCCAAUGGGAAGAAGCCGUCCGUGGAGGAGAAGAAGCCGUACCUGGAGCCCGAGCACACCAAGGUGCGCGUCAUCGACUUCCACCCGAAGGAGCUGGUGGUGUUGCCCCGGGAGAUCGACCUCAACGAAUGGCUGGCCAGCAACACGACGACCUUCUUCAACCUCAUAAACCUGCAGUACAGCACAAUCUCGGAGUUCUGCACCGGGGAGACGUGUCAUGCCAUGACUGCGUGUAAUACGAUAUACUACUGGUAUGAUGAGAGGGGGAAGAAGACCAAGUGCACAGCGCCCCAGUAUGUCGACUUUGUUAUGAGCAUGGUGCAGAAGCUUGUGACAGACGAAGAAAUCUUUCCCACAAAAUAUGGUAAGGAGUUCCCGAACUCGUUUGAGUCUCUGGUGAAGAAAGUGUGCCGGUACCUGUUCCACGUCCUGGCGCACAUCUACUGGGCCCACUUCGGCCAGACGGUGGCCCUGGACCUGCAGGGACACUUGAACACUCUGUACACGCACUUCAUGGUCUUCGUGCGGGAGUUCAACCUGGUGGACCCCAAGGAGACGGCCAUCAUGGACGACCUGUCCGAGGCCCUGAGCGCCCCCCCCUCCCCCACCGCACACAACCACGUGACGGAGAGAUGAGCCGCCGCCCGCCGCCCAGCGUGGAGGGGACGGACUUCAGCCCGGGGCGUGGCCAGGACUCUGAGGCCACGCCCACAACACCGCUACCACCAGGCGCCGCCAGCAGGGGUCAGUCACGCCAGCAGGAAUUGGCGUUAGCUUUUCCCCAGGGCUCAUCCUGCCUGCCUGCCCAGCCUUUUAAGUAGGAAUCAACCAUGUGGUGUUUAUUUUUUUUUUGUUUGUUUGUUUUUGUUUUAUUUUCAUUUUUUUCCUGUUUGAUUUGUUUUGUUUAAAUGUUAUUCUGGUUUUCAGGGGGCCGGGGUUUGUUCACACUCUUUCUGUCUCUCUCCCACUUCACCUACAAACAAUCCAGCAAUGGGACGGUGGCUCCGCCCCCUUUUUAACAUACUAUCAUGUAAUGGUAUUAUAAGGUAUUACUGAAAAAAGAGAAAAGUGUGACAUUUUAAGCGUAGUGUUCCCACCGUCGCCCGGCGGGACGCCCCGCCCUCCCGCGAGGUGUGGUGUUGAUUCCGCUCUUGUUCUCCUGAUUGUUUGGGGAGAGUCCCAGCCCUCCUGAGGGCCCCUCCUGCUCAGGACGAGGGAGGAGCUGUCACCUCUGCAGCAGUGCUGGGAAAAACGCUGUUCUCUUUACGUUAGCAUCGCCCUGCAGUAGCGUAGCCCUGCUCCUAAUGCUCCAGUCUAACAGAUCCUGGCCCCCCUCAUUUAAUAGCCAAGCUACUGCUUUAGACGGGGAGUCAGAGAGCUGAUCGCGUCUCAUUAGGUCCCUCUGUGAGGAUAAGAAGUCCAGCGGUGGACGCAGGACUGGCGGGGUUGCCAGUUCUGUAGGCUGGGGGUCCUGUGUGAUUUUUCUUUCUUCUUCGGUGGUUUCUGACCUCCAGUGCAGCUGGGCCAUGAGGACAAAGACAUUGCCAUUGUCUGCUGAUUGACAGGCCUGUUUUGGCUGUGCUCCAGGUCAGGUGGUGGAGGACGAAACGUGUCCCCAUGCCCCCACCCCCCCCCCACCCCCGCCCAAAACAAGCCUCCCCCAAAACCUCUGCACCCUCCUGGGGUGGUGCUAGUCCAAGCAGACUAGAGGUAGUGCUUAGAAAGGAGGGCUGUGGGGGGCCUCAGGACGACUUCUGAAACAAGGUUGUGUUGGAAUCAGCCCACUGUCCUGUUGUGGCAGAAUGCCCCCCCAUCUUAAGGACAUACCAAUCUUGGUUUGGUUCAUAAUCAUUUUUAAAUGGUUUAAAAGGUUAGGACUUAUUAAAGUAAUGGAAACCCUGGAAUUAUAUGCAGACUUAACAAGCUAUGUAAUUAAGCUAACCACAUUGAGAGAGUAAAGUUGACAUUUGACAGUAGAUUUUGUCGAGAUAGGAGAUUGUAUUGGGAUUGGGGUUUCUGUCGGGAUAAGGGGGUUAUAUCGGGAUAGCCUCCAUUGUGGAGGGUGGAUUUCUUUUCCCAUUAUUUAUUUUUGUUUGACAUUUGCAGGGUUCUUCAUUUCUCGCUUUCAUUUUUAUGUAUUUUAAUUAUCUAAGUUAAAAGCAAUUAAAUAUUUUAAGCUCUGCAAAUUAUAACCUAAUAAAAGAAAAAUGGCACUUCAA
Messenger RNA from Anguilla rostrata (American eel), 2704 nucleotides. RefSeq names its product MOB kinase activator 2-like. Gene Ontology annotation, biological process: signal transduction; positive regulation of protein phosphorylation. The record is from RefSeq and is a predicted model, not a curated record. Gene Ontology annotation, cellular component: cytoplasm; nucleus. Lineage: Eukaryota; Metazoa; Chordata; Actinopteri; Anguilliformes; Anguillidae. Bases 453 to 1121 code for a protein of 222 amino acids. Gene Ontology annotation, molecular function: protein kinase activator activity. The transcript has 5 exons.